Messenger RNA from Acomys russatus (golden spiny mouse), 1589 nucleotides. It is a transcript of the gene Acod1, whose product is annotated as aconitate decarboxylase 1. NCBI's taxonomy places the organism in Eukaryota, Metazoa, Chordata, Mammalia, Rodentia, Muridae. The transcript is spliced from 5 exons. The record is from RefSeq and is a predicted model, not a curated record. Bases 1 to 1464 code for a protein of 487 amino acids. Gene Ontology annotation, molecular function: lyase activity.
AUGCUCAAGUCUGUCACAGAAAGUUUCGCCAGCAUGAUCCACGGCUUGAAAGUGGACCACCUGACAGACAGUGUCAUCCAGAGGAGCAAGAGAAUGAUCCUGGAUUCCCUGGGUGUCGGCUUCCUGGGAACGGGCACAGAAGUGUUCCAUAAAGUCUCCCAAUAUAGUAAAAUCUACAGCUCCAAUAACUCCAGCACUGUUUGGGGUCGACCCGACUUCAGGCUCCCACCCACGUAUGCUGCUUUUGUCAACGGUGUUGCUGUUCAUUCCAUGGAUUUUGAUGACACGUGGCACCCUGCCACCCACCCUUCCGGAGCAGUCCUACCUGUCCUCACAGCUUUGUCGGAAGCCCUGCCUCAGACUCCGAAGUUGUCCGGCCUUGACCUGCUGCUGGCAUUCAAUGUUGGCAUUGAAACACAAGGACGAUUAAUGCACUUCUCCAAGGAAGCCAAGGACAUACCAAAGAGGUUUCACCCGCCUUCUGUGGUGGGGACUUUGGGAAGCGCUGCUGCUGCAUCCAAGUUUUUAGGGCUCAGCUUGACAAAGUGCCGAGAGGCCCUGGCUAUUGCUGUCUCUCAUGCUGGGGCACCCAUAGCAAAUGCUGCCACUCAAACUAAGCCCCUUCACAUCGGCAAUGCAGCCAAGCAUGGAAUGGAAGCCACGUUUCUGGCGAUGCUGGGUCUCCAAGGAAGCAAGCAGAUCUUGGACCUGGGGUCAGGGUUUGGUGCGUUCUAUGCUAACUACUCCCCCAAAGACCUUCCAAGCUUGGAUUCCCACACAUGGCUACUAGAUCAGCAGGAUGUGGCCUUCAAGAGCUUCCCGGCACACCUGGCUACCCACUGGGUGGCAGAUGCAGCUGCCUCUGUGAGAAAACACCUUGUGACUUCAGAAAGAGCUCUGUUUCCUGUUGACCACAUCGAGAGAAUUGUGCUUAGGAUCCCCGAUGUCCAAUAUGUGAAUAGGCCCUUCCCAGACUCGGAGCAUGAAGCCCGUCAUUCAUUCCAGUAUGUGGCCUGUGCCAUGCUGCUCGAUGGUAGUGUCACUGUCCCAUCCUUCCACAGCCAGCAGAUCAACAGGCCACAGGUGAGAGAGCUGCUCAAGAAAGUGGUGCUGGAGCAUCCUUCUGACAACCUGCCAAGCUUCAACACCCUCUACUGUGAAAUGAGCAUCACUCUUCAGGAUGGCACCACCUUCACCGGACGGUCUGACACCUUCUAUGGUCACUGGAGGAAACCACUGAGCCAGGAGGACCUGCAGAAGAAAUUCCGAGCCAAUGCCUCAAAGGUUCUAUGCAGGGACACAGUGGAAAGCCUCAUCAAGGUAGUAGAUAAGCUGGAAGAUCUUGAAGACUGCUCCAUGUUAACCACACUUCUGAAAGGACCCUCUGUCCAAGAGGAGGCCUCCAAACUAUCCAGCAUGUUUUCAUUCCAUCACACAACCCCGCCCAGGCUUACCAAUAUCUGAACAGCUUUGCACUAGAAGAGAUACAAUGGUGUGCUCUACUGCUCCAUCUGCCCCGCAAAGAACAGAGCAAGGUAGAGAGUCCAGAAACAGAGAUAAGUGUAUUUGGAGGGAGUCCUGUCCUGUGA